AUGCAGUACCCCCGCUGGCUCUCGGGCACCGACUUAAAUGCUAACGCGUCACAACUGGGUGCUUUUGCGGUAUAUCUGUGGCGAUUUGGAAUGAAUAAAACUGGAACCGGUAACAAGUACUCAACAAUUUGCGCCAAGUUGUGUGCCGUCAGAUGGUACCAUCGCAACAAUGUCGGAUACGACCCAGGUGUGGAUGCAAGUCAUGCUAUCUUGCUACGUGGAAUUCGUCGGUUCACUUCGCCCGUCACCAAGCAGUAUCCACUAUCGGCCCACUUGCUGCACGAGAUAUUUCGCAAAUUGGACCUCAAGAAUGCUCGCGUUCGCUUGCUUUGGGGUGGUUUACUUCUUGGAUAUUUUUUUCUCCUUCGCAGAUCUAAGUAUCUGUUCAUCGGAAAUCAACAUCACGCAUACGUGCUGAAACUGAAUGGCAUUUCGUUAUACGACGAGGCAACCGGUCCCUGUAAGGCGAGUAGAGCCAAAAGAGUGGGAAUUACUCUGAUGGGGGCGAAAAAUAACCAAUUUGGUCGUGAAGAGGUCAGAUACCACGACAGGUCCGGUGACGCGGUUAUCUGCCCAGUGUUAGCCGCUCGGUGGGUAAUCAAAGGCGCCAGAGCUUUUGGCACUACACCGGAGCAACCGGCACUCUCGACAGGCUACGGAACUGGAAUUUCAGCGAAGGAAUUGGCUACAACAAUCAAAAUGGCUGUCGCAGCAUGCGGCAUGGACCCGACCCGUUAUUCGACCCAUUCUGUGCGUAUUGGAGGGGCGACAGCAUUAUUAAAUGCUGGAGCGGAUCGUCUAGCUAUCAAGGUUAUGGGAAGAUGGCUAUCAAGCGCAUUUGAGGAAUAUCCCGUACUGACAGCCGAUGGAUCCUCAGGGUUAUCGAAACUCAUGUGCUAA
Molecule: messenger RNA, 900 nt
Organism: Phytophthora nicotianae INRA-310
Lineage: Eukaryota; Oomycota; Peronosporomycetes; Peronosporales; Peronosporaceae
Exons: 1
Coding region: 1-900 (299 amino acids)
Biological process (GO): DNA recombination; DNA integration
Molecular function (GO): DNA binding
Source: RefSeq, a predicted model, not a curated record